This is a messenger RNA of Cricetulus griseus (Chinese hamster), 827 nucleotides long. Lineage: Eukaryota; Metazoa; Chordata; Mammalia; Rodentia; Cricetidae. The record is from RefSeq and is a predicted model, not a curated record.
CCACCCUUGGCUCCUCCUUGGGAAAAGAGAAGAGGGGAUGCCAGUCUCCGAGGUUGCUCUGCACCCGCAGGGAAUCAAGUGGCCCAACUCCAAACUUGGGCUUUGUGGAGGGGGAGUAAGGGAGGGAAAAAACAUGUAAGUAACCUUCUAGGUCCAAGUGGAAGAAGACACUGGAAAUCGAGACACUGAAUUCAGGUCCCGGUGCAGGGAGGGCUGAGUCCAUCUUGUGGAUGCUGCUGGCUCCAUGGUUCCAACCCGGAGGCUGUGGAGGACUGCCAGGGGUUCUGACCUCAGCUAUUUCUCACCCCAGGGUGAAGGUGGGACCAGACCCGCCCUUCCCUGGCUUCCUAUAAGGGCACAGGACCUGGGACUGCCAGGUCACACACCAUGAGGCUGUCUAGAAGGCACAGGACCUUCCUGCUGGCUUUCACACUGCUCUGCACCCUGUUGGGUCUCGGGUGCUCUCUGAGCUGCGAAGUGUGCAAGAGUUCGGGACACACAUGCAGCGGGAAAAUGAAGACCUGCGAAGCCGGCAAAGACGCAUGCGUGGUUCUCGUGGGCGAGUCCAGCACAAAGGGCCGAAAGUCAGUGAACACCUUCAAGACCUGCAUGAAGUUUAAAGACUGCUACUCCGGCUUCGUAUCUACCACCAUGAGCCCCAAUGACUACAUGGUGUCCAACGCCCACUGCUGUCAGAGCGACGGUUGCAACAGUGUCCUGGUGCCCCGUAAGUGCCACCCCGACAACAGUAUGCCCGCCCUGUGACAUCUGCCAAGCAAGCCCUUGGCUGCUUCGGGGCCUCGGUUCCUUCCCUGAGUGGCAGACCA